Messenger RNA from Seriola dumerili (greater amberjack), 1085 nucleotides. It is a transcript of the gene gpx3, whose product is annotated as glutathione peroxidase 3. The transcript has 5 exons. Gene Ontology annotation, molecular function: glutathione peroxidase activity. Gene Ontology annotation, biological process: response to oxidative stress. Lineage: Eukaryota; Metazoa; Chordata; Actinopteri; Carangiformes; Carangidae. The record is from RefSeq and is a predicted model, not a curated record.
UCUCAGCCAGCUGUGAUGCCCCCUCACCACGCCCCCUGCCAGAGGAGUUUAUUUAUCCUGAGGGAGAAACAGACAGACAUCCACGAAGAGUGGUCACCGUUGUCAGGGAAGGUCGGCGCGAUGUGGCCCUUCUUACCGCUGCUGCUGCUCGGUCUGCUGCGACCCUGGCCCGUCGAAGCCACGUUCACACAGCGUUGUGACUCAUCCACAGAUGGCAACAUUUACAAAUACCAGGCAAAGACUCUGAAUGGGAGUCGCACUGUGAACUUCAGCGAAUACGCAGGCAAGAGUGUCCUCAUCGUCAAUGUGGCUACAUACUGAGGAUACACCUUUCAGUAUGUGGAACUGAAUGCACUACAUGACGAGAUGAAACCACUCGGACUCACUGUUCUUGCCUUUCCCUGCAAUCAGUUUGGCAAACAGGAACCGGGGCAAAAUCAUGAAAUCCUGCCAGGUUUAAAGCAUGUCAGACCAGGCAAUGGAUUUGUUCCAAACUUCCUGCUGUUUGACAAAGGUGAUGUGAAUGGAAAAGACGAGCAAGAGGUUUUCACUUUCCUUAAGAGCUCCUGCCCUCCAGUUGGAGACAACUUCGGUAUCCCUAUUCACAGAUUGUUCUGGGAGCCUCUGAGAAUCAGCGACGUUAAGUGGAACUUUGAGAAGUUUCUGGUGGGACCAGACGGGAAGCCUGUGAUGAGGUGGCACCCAAGUGUCAACAUUUCUGAGGUCCGAGCUGACAUUCAUAAAUACCUGCUCCAACGCUACACACAGGAUUUUUUCAAUUAGAUCCGAUUCAUCAUAGAGAAUUGUCAAUGUAGUGAAGUAACAGGAUAAGUAGAGUAAAGGUAGAAUGUAAAAGAGAGUAAUGUUAACAGUUUCUGACACAUGAAGAUGGCAUGUUGAAUGAAGAGGAGGCUUGAAAACAGGAACUCUGUGGUGCCUCUUCGGAAUCUGGGAGUCAGGCCAGCUCUUCAGUGCAUUCAGGCUGCCCUGCAAUCCCACAGCAUCAUGUCAUCUUCUCAUCCCAGGACCUGUUAGCCAUUACAGCCCAAAUAUGAAUUACUUCCAAUAAAUCAUGGAGAAUAUCA